AUGGAGUGCAUGUUCAUCAUGAAUCGGAUGGGCUCUCCGGGUAGCUCGGUUGCAGCCCAACGGAGGCGUAUGGCCCUGGGGGUGGUCAUACUCCUGCUUGUAGACGUCAUCUGGGUGGCCUCGUCUGAGCUGACAUCAUACAUUUUCAGGAGACAGGAGUACAACAAGCCCUUCUUUAGCACCUUCACCAAGACGUCCAUGUUUGUGCUGUACUUACUCGGCUUCCUCUUGUGGCGACCCUGGAGGCAGCAGUGUAGCGGUUCGCUUAAGCGUCGACACGCUUCACUUUUUGCUGAUGCAGAAGCCUACUUUGCUCCCUGCACCAAUGACAGCACUGUAAACAACUGCUUGAGUGAACCACUGUACGUGCCCGUCAAAUUUCAGGAGGUACCUACUGAUCUCUCAAACUGUUUAAUCGACACAGACUCGGCUUCUAAAAAGCAGCGGGUGCGUUUUAGCAACAUCAUGGAGGUGCGACAGCUGCCCUCCACGCAAGCCCUGGAGGCCAAACUGUCCCGCAUGUCAUACCCGGCUGCCAAGGACCACGAGGCCAUGUUACGCACGGUGGGCAAGCUAACCAUCACUGAUGUGGCAAAAAUCAGCUUCUUUUUCUGUUUCGUGUGGUUCCUGGCCAACCUGUCCUAUCAGGAAGCGCUCUCUGACACACAAGUGGCCAUUGUCAACAUUUUGUCAUCCACGUCAGGCCUGUUCACACUCAUCUUGGCUGGUAUUUUUCCCAGUAACAGCAGCGACCGCUUCACCUUGUCCAAGUUGCUAGCAGUGGCCCUGAGUAUGGGAGGAGUUGUCCUGGUGAGCCUCUCUGCAAUGGACCGCCCGGAUGAGAAAGCCACAAUUGGUUCCUUGUGGGCCUUGGCUGGUGCCUUUUUGUAUGCCAUCUACAUUGUGAUGAUCAAAAGAAGAGUGGAUCGGGAGGAUAAACUGGACAUUCCCAUGUUCUUUGGGUUUGUAGGUCUGUUCAACCUGCUGCUGCUGUGGCCAGGCUUCCUCCUGCUUCACUACACAGGCUUCGAGGCGUUUGAGCUUCCUACCCAGUUGGUGUGGAGCUACAUCUUCAUCAAUGGCCUCAUCGGGACCGUUCUCUCCGAGUUCCUGUGGCUAUGGGGCUGCUUCCUCACGUCAUCACUCAUCGGGACCCUGGCCCUCAGCCUCACCAUACCGCUGUCCAUUUUGGCUGAUAUUUUCUUGCAGAAGGUACGUUUCUCGUGGCUGUUUUUUGCUGGAGCAGUACCCGUCUUCCUCUCGUUCUUUAUUGCAACACUUUUAUGUCACUACAACAACUGGGACCCUGUCAUGGUGGGGCUGAGGAGACUGUAUGCCUUUGUUUUUAGAAGACAUCGUAUUCAUAGACUCCCUGAGGACAACGAGCUGUGUGAAAGCCUUAUACCUUUACACACCGUCUCCCUAAACCAAGGAAGCCUGUGCUCAUGA
Molecule: messenger RNA, 1449 nt
Organism: Nerophis lumbriciformis (worm pipefish)
Lineage: Eukaryota; Metazoa; Chordata; Actinopteri; Syngnathiformes; Syngnathidae
Source: RefSeq, a predicted model, not a curated record